AUGGUUGAACCUGUGGGUAACCAUUAUGUUAUAGCCAGACCUGUAUACUCAGAGAAUGCAUUCAAUGAAGAGCAUGAGAAAUUGCACAGAUACCAUAAAACCUUUUGGGAUCACCUGAAACUCUAUUUUAGCUGCUCCCCACAAAGGGCCAAAAAAUUUGCUUUGGGUUUGUUUCCAGUCAUUUCCUGGCUGCCAGCAUACCGCUUCAGGGAGUGGGUCCUGAAUGACAUCAUCUCUGGCAUCAACACGGGGCUCGUGGCUGUGCUGCAAGGUCUGGCCUUUGCUUUGCUGGUGAAUGUUCCCCCCAGUUACGGACUCUAUGCAGCUUUCUUCCCUGUCCUGGUUUAUUUUAUCUUUGGCACAUCGAGACAUAUCUCAGUGGGUCCCUUCCCUGUCCUGAGCCUCAUGGUGGGAGGAGUCGUCACCAGGCUGGUCCCAGAUAAUAGCACUGGGAAUGGCAAUUCCACAAAUACCUCAGCAAUAAAUGAUGAGAGGGUGAUGGUGGCUGCAUCUGUAACCUUCCUUUCUGGGGUUAUUCAGUUGCUUCUGGGAAUUUUCCAGUUUGGAUUCAUCGUUAUUUAUCUAUCACAAUCAUUAAUCAGUGGUUUUACAACUGCUGCAGCUAUCCACGUUUUGGUAUCUCAACUGAAAUUCAUGUUUCAGCUACCUGUCCCUGGAUUUAAUAAACCAUUUGGCAUCAUCUAUACUCUGGAGAGCCUUUUCAGCCAGAUCACAAAAGCAAACAUUGCUGACCUUGUCACAUCACUGGUUGUCCUACUUAUCGUGUUUGUAGUAAAAGAAAUGAACGAUCGAUACAAGGAAAAGUUACCAGCUCCCAUCCCAAUCGAACUCCUUGUGACAAUCUUAGCAGCACUCAUUUCCUAUUUUGUCAACUUUGAAGAAAAAUUUGAAGUAGCUGUCGUUGGGAAACUAGAGGAAGGGUUUCAUGCACCUGUUGCACCUGAUGCAGGCAUCCUCCAGAAGUGUAUUGGUGACGGCAUUUCCAUCGCAAUCGUUGGGUUUGCAGUAGCCUUCUCCGUGGCUAAAGUGUAUUCCAUCAAGCAUGACUACCCAAUAGAUGGCAACCAGGAACUAAUUGCUUUUGGGCUGGGUAAUAUAGUUGGUGGAUCAUUCAAGGGAUUUGCCUCCAGCACUGCUCUGUCAAGAUCAGGUGUGCAGGAGAGCACAGGAGGCAAAACACAGAUUGCUGGCAUUAUCUCAUCUGUCAUUGUUUUGGUUGUGAUCUUGGCCAUUGGGUUCCUCCUGGCACCAUUACAGAAGUCAGUCCUUGCAUCUUUGGCUCUUGGCAAUUUGAAAGGAAUGCUCCUGCAGUUCAAGGAAAUAAGCAUCCUCUGGAGAAAGGACAAGUAUGACUGUGUUAUAUGGGUGGUGACUUUCUUAGCUGCCAUUUUCCUUGGCCUGGACAUUGGACUAGGAGCAGCUGUGGCAUUCCAGCUGCUGACUGUGGUGAUCCGCUCCCAGAUUCCAAGCUGCACUGUUUUGGCCAAUGUUGGGAGAAGUAACAUCUACAGAAACAGGAAGGAUUACACUGAUAUCUAUGAGCCAGAGGGAGUGAAGAUUUUCAGAUGCUCCUCUCCAAUCUUCUUCGCUAAUAUUGAAUUCUUCAGAGAGAAACUCAUCACUGCUGUUGGCUUCAACCCACUGAGAGUCCUGAGGAAACGCAAUAAAGCUCUGAGGAAGAUUAGGAAGAUGCUGAAGAAAGGAGAGCUGCAAGUGACACAGAAGGGCUUGAUUUGCAUGGCUAAUCCUACUUAUGAGUCAGAGGAAGAGCUGGACAACAACAAAAUAGAGGAGCUGGACCAGCCCACCAUCAUGACAGACUUGCCCAUUCGGAUCAACUGGGGCACUGACCUCCCCCCUGGCAUCACUGUACCCCAGGUCAACCUCCACAGCAUCAUUCUGGAUUUCUCAUCAGUGUCCUUCCUCGAUUUUUCUGCCAUGACAGUCCUCCGAAAGACUUUGAAAGAAUUUAUCCGGCUCGACAUUGACAUUUAUGUUGCUGGGGCGUACGAGGGCCUCCUGGACAAACUGGAGAGAAGUGCAUUUUUUGAUGAAGAGAUAAAGCCAUCCAUGUUUUUCCUCACCAUUCACGACGCAGUUUUACACAUUUUGCUGAAGAAGGACAUAGCCAACUCCCCCAAAUUGAAACUUGCUGAGGAGAAGGGUAGAAGCAGUGACUGUGUCAUCAUCCCCAGGAACAGACUGCGCAGCCAGGAAUGCACAAUUCCAACAGAAACAAAAUUUUAG
Messenger RNA from Lonchura striata (white-rumped munia), 2268 nucleotides. It is a transcript of the gene SLC26A3, whose product is annotated as solute carrier family 26 member 3. Gene Ontology annotation, biological process: sulfate transmembrane transport. NCBI's taxonomy places the organism in Eukaryota, Metazoa, Chordata, Aves, Passeriformes, Estrildidae. The record is from RefSeq and is a predicted model, not a curated record. Gene Ontology annotation, cellular component: membrane. Gene Ontology annotation, molecular function: secondary active sulfate transmembrane transporter activity.